Messenger RNA from Striga hermonthica, 3261 nucleotides. The record is from the annotation of a GenBank genome assembly. NCBI's taxonomy places the organism in Eukaryota, Viridiplantae, Streptophyta, Magnoliopsida, Lamiales, Orobanchaceae.
AUGGGCGGUGCUACGAGACCUUGCGGAUCCAUGGAGGAAUUCCUCAGCAAGUGUCAGCCGUCCGGUGACGCAGCCUACAGUGCGCUCCGAUCACUCCUGGAACGCCUCGAGGACCCGAGUACCCGGACCGAUGCCCGUGUCUUCCUUUCGGAGCUCCAUAAGCGCUUUGAAUCGAAGGAAGCCUCCGAGAGUUGUCUCCGGACCUACCAUUUCCAGAUUCAGGACAUCUAUCUCGGACCACACCAGGAAGAUUUCCAAAAGAGGAACAAGCUUACGAUGAUGGUGAUACCCAGUAUCUUUAUGCCCGAGGAUUGGUCUUUCACCUUCUACGAAGGACUUAACAGACAUCCAGAUUCAAUUUUCAAAGACAAGUCUGUGGCCGAACUUGGUUGCGGCAAUGGAUGGAUAUCCAUUGCGAUUGCAGAGAAGUGGUCACCCUCUAAGGUAUACGGGCUUGAUAUUAAUCCAAGAGCAAUAAAGAUUUCUUGGAUAAAUCUUUAUUUGAAUGCUUUGGAUGAAAAUGGGCAACCAAUUUAUGACGCGGAGAAGAAAACUUUACUUGAUAGGGUUGAGUUUCAUGAAUCUGAUUUGUUGUCUUACUGCAGAGACAACCAUAUAGAACUCGAGCGAAUCGUUGGAUGCAUACCACAGAUUCUUAAUCCUAAUCCAGAUGCAAUGUCUAAAAUUGUAACAGAAAAUGCUAGCGAAGAAUUCUUACAUUCCCUGAGCAACUAUUGUGCCCUCCAGGGCUUUGUUGAGGACCAGUUUGGUUUGGGACUGAUUGCAAGGGCUGUUGAAGAAGGGAUAUCUGUAAUUAAGCCUCAGGGGAUUAUGAUCUUCAAUAUGGGAGGCCGUCCAGGACAAGCCGUAUGUGAACGUUUAUUUGAGCGCCGUGGUCUGCGUUUUAAUAGGCUUUGGCAGACUAAAGUUCUCCAGGCUGCUGACACAGAUAUCUCAGCACUAGUUGAGAUUGAAAAGAACAGUCGACACCGUUUUGAAUUCUUCAUGGGACUUGUUGGAGACAAACCAAUUUGUGCUCGAACAGCAUGGGCUUAUGCCAAAGGCGGAGGUCGUAUAUCUCAUGCUUUAUCAGUAUACAGCUGUCAACUCCGUCAACCUAGUCAGGUGAAGAAGAUUUUUGAGUUUCUCAAAAAUGGCUUUCAUGAUAUCAGCAGCUCUUUGGAUUUGUCCUUUGAAGAUGACUCAGUUGCAGAUGAGAAAAUUCCAUUCCUAGCUUAUCUUGCGAAUGUUCUAAAAGAAAUCUCAUUUUUUCCAUAUGAACCACCUGCCGGAAGCAGACGAUUUCGUAGUCUCAUAUCUGGCUUUAUGAAAACAUACCAUCAUAUUCCACUCACUGCAGAUAACGUUGUUGUGUUUCCUUCGAGGACUGUGGCUAUAGAAAGCACUUUACGUCUGUUGUCCCCACGCCUCGCCAUUGUUGAUGAACAAUUGUCUCGACAUUUACCAAGGCAAUGGUUGACAUCCCUAAAUAUUGAGAAGGCAGAAAGUGGAAAAUCUGUGGAUGAAGCAAUUACAGUCAUCGAGGCACCACGCCAGUCAGAUUUGAUGGUAGAGCUGAUUAAAAAAUUGAAUCCACAGGUAGUAGUUACUGGAAUGGCUCAAUACGAGUCUGUCACGAGUUCCUCGUUUGAGCAUCUCUUAGACAUUACAAGAGAAAUCGGAUGUCAGUUGUUAUUGGAUAUAUCAGACCACUUUGAGCUGUCUAGCCUACCAAGUUCCAAUGGAGUCUUUAAAUAUCUUGCUGGAAAUGCUCUGCCUUCACAUGCAUCUAUUGUAUGUGGCUUGCUGAAGAACCAGGUUUAUGCAGAUCUGGAGGUGGCAUUUGUGAUAUCAGAGGAAGAGACGAUGUUCAAAGCAUUAUGCAAGACAGUGGAACUUCUACAAGGGAGUACUUCUAUAAUUAGUCAGUUUUAUUACGGGUGUCUUUUCCAUGAGCUUCUAGCUUUUCAGCUUUCUGAUCGACAUCCACCAGCACAGAGAAAUGCUGCAACUACAAGAGCUUCUAAGGUCAACGGCUUCUCCACUUCCACCAUCUCAAUGCUCGAUCAUGCUGAGUUGGCAGUAAAUGAACCCGAUGAAUCUCAACUGGUGCAUAUGGACGUUGAUCAGAUCUUCUUGCCCAUAACAACACCUGUUAAGGCCUCCAUCUUUGAGAGUUUUUCAAGGCAGAACAUAACAGAAUCUGAAACUGACAUCACAAAUGGCAUCAAACAAUUGGUCAGCAGCAGUUAUGGCUUCCCGUCAUCCACCAACACGGAACUUACAUAUGCCGACCGCCCAAUUUCACUUUUCAGCAAGUUGGUACUGUGCUGUAUCCACGAAGGCGGUACCCUCUGCUUCCCAACCGGUACCAAUGGAAAUUACGUCUCUGCUGCAAAGUUUUUAAAUGCGAAAAUUGCAAAAAUCGAAACCAACCCAGGAGAAGGAUAUAAACUGACAGAAAAAUCACUUACUGCUGCACUCGAAAAUGUUAAAAAACCAUGGGUCUACAUUUCGGGCCCGACAAUCAACCCCACAGGCUUACUUUACAGUAAUGAAGAUAUUAACAAAUUAUUAUCCGUGUGUGCCAAGUUUGGGGCAAGAGUAAUUCUGGAUACUUCGUUUUCGGGUGUGGAAUUUAACUCCAAGGGGUUCGAGGGUUGGGAAUUGGGAGCGACCCUGGAAAAACUUUCCUCUGCUAGCUCAGCCUUUUGCGUUUCACUUCUUGGGGGAUUGUUUUUUAAAAUGCUGACGGGUGGGAUUAAUUUCGGAUUUCUGCUCAUCAACCAGCCUUCACUGGUGGAGACAUUCCAUAGCUUUGCGGGCUUGAGCAAGCCUCAUGGGACGACCAAAUACACUGUCAAGAAAUUGCUGGAUCUAAGGGAGGAGAAAAGAGGGGACCUGCUGAAUGCGAUUUCUGAACAGACGGAUAUUUUGGGUAGUAGAUAUAAGCAAUUGAAGCAGACACUGGAAAGUAGUGGAUGGGAUGUGCUCGAGGCUCAAGCGGGCGUAUCGAUCAUAGCAAAACCGUCAGCUUAUCUUGGAAAGACCAUCAAGAUCAACAAAGGCACGACCACCCAGGAAAUUAAGCUUGAUGACUUGAAUAUAAGAGAAGCCAUGCUUAGAAGCACCGGCUUGUGCAUCAACAGUGCCUCCUGGACUGGAAUCCCCGGUUACUGCCGUCUCACCAUUGCCCUGGAGGACGGCGAUUUCAAACGCGCACUAGAUUGCAUUUCUAAAUUCAAAAGCUUAUUUGGUUAA